AUGCAAAAUUUCCGUGCUUUUCUGCCCAAUGUCGCCCUUAUUCUUGCGCUACUAUCUAGCAUCUCCUCUGCAAGUCCGUUAGCGGGUACGAAUGCGGGAUCCCUAAGUCCGCGAGCGCCAAUUACACCCGGAGUCGGCAAAGAUGAUUCUUUGAUAAGCGAAUGGGAGGAUCAAUCGUCUUCCCCAGGCCAAGCAGAGGACGGGAGUACUACCGACAGUAUCUUAGAGAGAUCAGGCACAUUUUACCCACAGGUCUGGGUAGUUAACCACAAGAUAUAA
This is a messenger RNA of Psilocybe cubensis, 279 nucleotides long. RefSeq lists its product as uncharacterized. Lineage: Eukaryota; Fungi; Basidiomycota; Agaricomycetes; Agaricales; Agrocybaceae. The coding region runs from base 1 to 279 and encodes 92 amino acids. The transcript has 3 exons. The record is from RefSeq and is a predicted model, not a curated record.